GUGAGUUCCGGCGGUGCCGGAGGUGGUUGCUUGCGGCCGGAGGCUAUGGCGGCGGUGGGCUCGGAUGUGGAGGCGCUGCCGCGCGGGGGCUUCCGCUGCAGCCUCUGCCAGGUUACCACAGCCAACCGACCCAGCCUGGAUGCUCACUUGGGAGGCAGGAAGCACCGACAUCUGGUUGAACUGCGAGCUGCCAGAAAGGCCCAGGGACUUCGGAGUGUAUUUGUCAGUGGUUUCCCCAGGGAUGUGGACUCUGCUCAGCUCUCUGAGUACUUCCAGACAUUUGGACCUGUGGCCAGUGUUGUCAUGGAUAAGGACAAGGGUGUGUUUGCCAUUGUGGAGAUGGGGGAUGUCAGUGCUCGGGAGGCUGUCUUGUCACAGCCCCAGCAUAGCCUGGGAAAACAUCGUCUUCGUGUCCGGCCUCGGGAGCAGAAGGAGUUCCAGAGCCCAGCUGCCAAGUCCCCCAAAGGAGUGAGCCCUGAUAGUCACCAGCUUGCCAAAGCAUUAGCCGAAGCCCCAGAUGUGGAGGCCCAAAUGGUGCAGCUUGUGGGACUGAGGGAGUUGUCUGAGGCUGAGCGGCAGCUGCGGAACCUCGUAGUGGCCCUGAUGCAAGAGGUCUUCACAGAGUUCUUCCCAGGUUGUGUGGUCCAUCCUUUUGGCUCUUCCAUAAAUAGCUUUGAUGUCCAUGGGUGUGAUCUUGACCUCUUCUUGGAUCUAGGUGAUAUGGAAGAACCUCAGCUAGCCUCGAAGGCUCCCGAGUCUCCAUCCUUGGACUCAGCCCUUGCUUCGCCACUGGAUCCUCAAACCCUGGCUUGUACCCCAGCCUCUCCUCUAGACUCCCAGCCUCCAGCUUCUCCCCAAGAUUCUGAAGCAUUGGACUUGGAAAUUCCUUCCUCCUCCUUGGCACCCCAGACUCCAGACUCUGCUUUGGCCUCUGAGACUGUCGCCUCUCCCCAGUCCCUUCCUCCAGCCUCACCAAUCCAGGAGGAUAGGGGAGAGGGAGACCUGGGAAACGCCCAGGAACAAGCAGAGGCGCUGAAAGAGAAGCCCGAGGGAGCAGCAAUGCUGGAGCUGGUGGGAUCCAUUCUCCGUGGCUGUGUCCCUGGUGUGUAUCGGGUACAGACUGUGCCCUCUGCCCGGCGCCCUGUGGUCAAGUUCUGCCAUCGGCCUUCAGGUCUCCAUGGUGACAUCUCCCUCAGUAACCGGCUAGCCCUGCAUAACUCUCGGUUCCUGAGUCUCUGCUGUGAGCUGGAUAGGCGAGUGCGACCCCUUGUGUACACCAUCCGCUGCUGGGCUCAGGGUCGAGGGCUUUCAGGAAGUGGCCCCCUUCUCAAUAACUACACCUUGACUUUGCUGGUGAUCUACUUCCUUCAGACCAGGGACCCUCCUGUGUUGCCCGCUGUGGCUCAGCUCACCCAGAAAGCAGGUGAGGGAGAACAGGUAGAAGUGGAUGGCUGGGACUGUAGUUUCCCCAGGGAUGCCUCAAGACUGGAGCCCAGCAUGAAUGUGGAGCCCCUCAGUUCCCUGCUGGCCCAGUUCUUCUCCUGUGUCUCUUCCUGGGAUCUUCGUGACUCACUGCUAUCCCUGAGGGAAGGCCAGGCUUUGCCGGUGGCAGAGGUGCCCUCUAAUCUCUGGGAGGGUCUGCGCCUUGGCCCCAUGAAUCUCCAGGACCCCUUUGACCUGAGUCACAAUGUUGCAGCCAAUGUGACCAGCCGGGUGGCCGGGCGGCUCCAGAACUGCUGCCGAGCAGCAGCCAAUUACUGCCGAAGCCUCCAGUACCAGCAGCGAUCCUCCCGGGGUCGGGAUUGGGGGCUUCUCCCCCUUCUGCAGCCCAGUUCUCCCAGCUCCCUGCUGUCUGCCACACCCAUCCCCUUUCCCCCUGCUCCCUUCCCCCAGCUCACUGAUGUCCUGGUCCGCGUGUUAAGGGAAGCACUGGGAUGCCAUAUAGAACAGGGAACCAAGAGGCCACGGUCCGAAGGAGGUAGAACUGAGUCUCCCCAGGGAGGGACAAGCAAGAGAUUGAAACUAGAUGGACAAAGAAAGAACAGUGAGGAGGGGAAAGAGGAGCAGCAGGGAUAUGAGGAAGACCAUGGUGAAGACAGGGUGGAAGAAAUGGUUAUAGAGGCUGGAGAGGUGCCGCAGGACUGGGCCAUGCGGAGCCCUGGGCAGUCAGGUGAGCUGCCCAUCAUGACCACAAACUGUCUAGACACACUUACUGAGCAGAGGCCCAUGGCACCUGAGAUGGCUGGAGAUGGGUCUCAAGGUGAGCCUGGAAAGGGGGCAUCAUACCCCACCUUAGUGAGUUGGCGCUGUGCUUUGUGGCACCGAGUGUGGCAGGGGCGGCGGCGUGCCCGGAGACGGUUGCAGCAACAAAGCAAAACAGGAGAUGGAAACAAGGCCAUCUCGGGAGCAGAGUGGCUAGCCAUGGAGGCUCAGGUAACCCAGGAACUGAGAGAAACAAAUGCUGCUGAACAGACGCCAGACACCGAGCCUCUUCUGACCUUCGUGGCAUCCGCCUCACAGGCUGAGCAGACUCUCACUGUGACCCCGCUCCAGGACUCUCAAGGCUUGUUCCCUGAUCUCCAUCACUUUUUACAGGUUUUUCUCCCUCAAGCCCUUCGAAAUCUCCUCAAGUAGAGGAUUUGGACCCUAGGAGAAUAAUAAAGCUGCUAGUUUA
Dipodomys ordii (Ord's kangaroo rat) is the source of this 2674-nucleotide messenger RNA. It is a transcript of the gene Tut1, whose product is annotated as terminal uridylyl transferase 1, U6 snRNA-specific. Gene Ontology annotation, cellular component: mitochondrion. Lineage: Eukaryota; Metazoa; Chordata; Mammalia; Rodentia; Heteromyidae. The coding region runs from base 46 to 2634 and encodes 862 amino acids. Gene Ontology annotation, molecular function: RNA binding; zinc ion binding; poly(A) RNA polymerase activity. The record is from RefSeq and is a predicted model, not a curated record. The transcript has 9 exons.